Gadus macrocephalus (Pacific cod) is the source of this 3315-nucleotide messenger RNA. Its product is annotated as protein phosphatase 3 catalytic subunit alpha-like. Gene Ontology annotation, cellular component: cytosol; cytoplasm; calcineurin complex. The record is from RefSeq and is a predicted model, not a curated record. NCBI's taxonomy places the organism in Eukaryota, Metazoa, Chordata, Actinopteri, Gadiformes, Gadidae. Gene Ontology annotation, molecular function: calmodulin binding; calmodulin-dependent protein phosphatase activity. Gene Ontology annotation, biological process: calcineurin-NFAT signaling cascade.
AACAAUGGCGCAUGCAUGUAUUCCCGUCAAUACAUUGAACCUUCUCUGCCCCCCCCAGCGGUCCCCUUCCCUCUGAGCCACCGGCUGACGGUGAAGGAGGUGUUCGACGGAGGGAAGCCCCGGGUGGACCUCCUCAAGGCCCACCUCACCAAGGAGGGGCGCGUGGAGGAGGCCGUCGCCCUGCGCAUCAUCGCCGAGGGGGCCUCCAUCCUGCGCCAGAGAAGACCCCUCAUUGAUGCUGAACGUCCAAUCAAUAUAUGCGGGGACAUCCAUGGGCAGUUCUUCGACCUCAUGAAGCUGUUUGAGGUGGGGGGCUCACCAGCCACCACGCGCUACCUCUUCCUGGGAGACUACGUGGACCGCGGCUACUUCAGCAUCGAGUGUGUGUUAUACCUUUGGUCGCUGAAAAUCCUUUAUCCAAAGACGUUAUUUCUACUGAGAGGCAACCAUGAAUGUAGACAUUUGACAGAAUACUUCACCUUCAAACAAGAAUGUAAGAUUAAGUACUCGGAGCAGGUGUACGACGCCUGCAUGGAUGCGUUCGACUGCCUGCCCCUGGCCGCGCUCAUGAACCAGCAGUUCCUGUGCGUGCACGGAGGCCUCUCACCUGAGAUACACACCCUAGACGACAUCAAGAAGCUGGACAGGUUUAAGGAGCCCCCUGCCUUCGGCCCCAUGUGCGACCUGCUGUGGUCGGACCCGUUGGAGGACUACGGCAACGAGAAGACCCAAGACUUCUUCACACACAACUCAGUCCGCGGCUGCUCCUACUUCUACAGCUACCCGGCGGUCUGUGAGUUUCUGCAGAGCAACAACUUGUUAUCAGUGAUCCGCGCGCAUGAGGCCCAGGAUGCUGGUUACCGGAUGUACCGCAAGAGCCAGACGACUGGCUUCCCUUCACUCAUCACCAUCUUCUCCGCUCCCAACUACCUGGAUGUUUACAACAACAAAGCCGCUGUUCUCAAGUACGAGAACAACGUAAUGAACAUCAGACAGUUCAACUGCUCCCCGCAUCCCUAUUGGCUGCCCAACUUCAUGGACGUCUUCACUUGGUCCCUCCCCUUUGUUGGAGAGAAAGUCACAGAGAUGCUGGUCAACGUGUUGAGUAUCUGCUCCGACGACGAGCUCAUGAACGACGAGGAGGAGAUCUUCGACGCAAACGCCGCCGCAGCCCGCAAGGAGGUGAUCAAGAAUAAGAUCCGAGCCAUCGGGAAGAUGGCCAAGAUGUUCUCUGUGCUCAGGGAGGAGAGUGAGAACGUGCUGACCCUGAAGGGCCUGACGCCCACUGGCAUGCUGCCCAGCGGUGUCCUCGCUGGGGGGGCACAGACCCUGCAGAGCGCCACUAUCGAGGCCAUAGAAGCGAUUGAGCCAGAGCCAGAAGACUCAGAAGGGCGUGGCUUCUCGCUGAAGAUCAACAGCUUUGCGGAGGCCAAGGGUCUGGACCGUAUCAACGAGCGCAUGCCCCCCCGCCGGGAGGGCGGCGGCCGCGUCGUCGUCGUCGCGGGCAGCAAGACCAUCGCGCCGGAGGCCAACGGCACCGACGACGGCAGCGGGCUGGAGUGACGACCGCGCGGUCGCUGCUGCUGCUGCUGCUGCCGCCGCCGCCGCCACAACGCCGCUGCUGCCGCGCGGUUGCCGCGGUGUUUGCGUCGCUGUUGUUUGAGAACCCUCAGAACCCCCUGUGCUGCCUGACGCGCUACGCCGCAGCACUUAUUACAACGCCUCAGAGAACCCAGACAGAAACCAAAACGGGCGGACAGAACACUCACACACUCUCUCUCUCUCUCUCUCAAAAACCUAGAAACCCAUCAAACUUAUUUAGAGAAUAUACACAUACAAAACAACCUUGCAUCUGGCCACUGCGUGGAUACGAGGCCAAGCUUUGACGACCUAGUCCUCUUAUCGGGGCCUGAGGAGCCAAUAGGGGCUAUGGAGGUGGAUUGUGAUUGGCUGGAGGGCUGCGGUUUGUCUGUUGGAUGGCUCACUGAUUCGCUAGAGACGACAGAGUGACCGGAAUUCCACACGAGUUCUCUCAACUGUCAGGCAAACAUAAGAACCCAUGAAUCAUCUCACCAUUUCAUCCACUGUUUACUAAGAUCAUCGACAAAUUUGUGUCAUCUGGAGAAAAGAAAAGAAAAUUGUGUUAUUAUUAUUGCGCAUCUUUUGAUAGUAUUGUUAAAUAUAACUGGAAGAAAAAAAACUUGAGUACCAUUGAGGACUGUGUACCUUUUGCAACGUGAAGUCAGAACUUACCAGAGGACUGAAAUUGAUUGAUUUUUUUUCUGGUAGGAUGGCACUAAUGUAUGAGGGAAGAGGCCAUUGAGCAUGUUUUACAGUCUGUGACCAGUCCACCAAAACAAAACUGCCAAGGUGUCGAACCCGCACCCUCUCUCUCACUAGAGUGGCUAUCAAAUCUGUGCUCUGCUGUUGCUCUCAACGUCCCUCCAUCGUCAUCAGCCUCACCGACAUCAUCAUCAUCAGAGAAAGGGUGAAGUGGGCCUGAUUCGUACCCUCGGUUCACCAGUCCCUGAUAACCUGCUAGAGAAACCCCCUGUGAUUGAGUUCCUCUUCUGCCUCUGAAGAAGUUAAACAUUUCAGCGGGUCUAGUUUUUCCUCUGCUGUUUGGAGAGUUGGCCACAAGGCCCAACCAAUCAACUGCUUUGCCCAGGCCAAAGGAGGAGUUCCUAAGCUUUGAAGUGAUUGGAAGUGUUGUGGACACAACCUCCCCUCUCCUCCUUUACUUUUCUCAAGAAGAAGAAAGAAUCCGAUCAGUGUUCCUUCUUGAAUGAGGGCACAUUUGGACAAGCUACGGAAAAAUUACAACGCCAUACUCUAGAUGCUUGGCUCUGACGCAAACCAGAAAGACAUUCUGGGGUUUCAACUGAAAUUUGUGAAUGUAUAAAAACCUAAACAUAAAAUACGAAAGCUAUGACCCUGGUACCAACCACUACCUGCGUCGCUUCUGCUGCGUAGCGUCCGAAGUAAAAAGAAAAGGGGGAGUUUGGGCAUUUCCUGUCAUGUGAUGCACUGACUUUUUUCAGAGGCUUUUAAUGCACUUCAAAGUUUUGAUGAUAUUUUCAAAGAAUACUCAUUCUAAUUAUUUAUUUAGACUAAUUUAAUAUCAAUAAUCAUGACCUCCAAAUGCAACGAGACUUGAGGAUCUUGGAGGACCUUUAUCACAGGAAAUAAAAUAAAAAGCGUGCACUUCGAUAAUUACCUUAUGGAAAUACAAUUCAACUACGUUUCAAAUGGAAAAUAUAUAUGAUAAUAUAUAUGUUUCAGAACUUGAACUCCAUAAAGUUUAUUUUUACUGCA